UUCAUCUCUGGGCUAGACUUUGUGGGGAAAUUUAAUGAAAUAAAAGAAGGCUGAGAUCCUUGUUUGUUUUUAUGUUCAGCUUGUUGAUGUCAUUUGACAUAAUCGAGAGUUACAGCUUUGACAUGUUUAUUUGCUACCGUUCGGACUUUCAACAGUGGCGGCUUACCUAAUCCUUGCUUGAGCAAAAUGAGUUAAGAGGAAUAUUUUAUUGUCCGAUCUCACCACACUUCGUAAAAUGCAACUUGAAGCAGAUUUUAUGCAUCGCGUUUUGAGAGGAUGCUUAGUUCAACCCCAUUACGGUAUUAGUGUUUUGAGCCUUAAACAAUUGAGUCUUCAGGCCACAGCUUUUUGGGCAGUAUGUACACUCCACAGGCUUCAUGAUUCCCCUGACAAAAUUCAGCGUGCUAGUUCUGAUGAAAUCAUGAAGGCUGCUCGGGAUUGCAUCACAAACAAAAUACCAAGCAACUUGGUGGAUGAAUUUGUCAUCCAGAUGUUGAACACAAUUGAUGUGGUUUACGAGCAAAGUAGAGUUGGCAGACAGUUAUUGGUUUAUGUGGGUUCCUUUAUUCCCAGAAAUCUGAAAAUCCUUGUGAUGCCUCUUUGCCUUGAGCAGGUAACAAUUGCGGCCAUUUUGACUCUUCCUCUCUGCACAAAUCUCACAGAGUUGUAUAUGGAAAGAGCAGAUCAGUCUGUCAUUACACAAGGGAUUCUCUGCCACAUCCUUAAGUACCUAAGGAGGUUGAAAGUUUUGGCUCUGCCGAAGCAGUGUAAUGAUUCUGUUAUAGCAGUUGUUGGCCAAAACUGCCCCAAUCUGGAGAGCAUUGUUUUAAAUGACACUGGUGUCACAAAUACAGGAAUCGCUUGGUUGCUUUGUUGUCGACGGCUUCAUACGGUGAUCAUGCUGAAAACGGAGGUCAGUCCACCUGGCGCCGCACUGCUUCUUCACGGCUUACCUUCGUUAAACGUGUUGCUCUACGAUAGCAUAGCCGAUACACUGUGGUAUUGUUCAGUCAACGCAGCCGUCUCUCCCAAGUUUGCCCUGAAAACAGUAGCCUUCGGAGCUACGGAUCUUCUUACUCCCGGACAUCUCGAACUGUUGUCACAAAUGUGUCCCGCAGUCGAAUGGCUUUCGCUCAACAGUGCAUUCACUUACAGCGUUCAAACGCUUGGUUUUUUACCUAAAUUGACCCUUUUGAGUGUAAAUUUUCGCGGUGGGUCGCUAGAUGUUCAUUUCGAAGAUUUCUUGCGACGAAAUGGCAUGACCAUCCGGUGUUUGCAGCUGGUUGAAGCACAAGACAUGGAGUGGACUCGGUUCGAAAAAUUACUCGUUUUUUGCCCUGCCCUAGAAUCGCUCGUAUUUUACGAGUGCAGUUUCGAACGCGUGGAAGUAUUCGAACACGUUUGUGAACUACGCAAGAUAUACGGGAAGAGCCAAUUGAAGAAUCUUCAAAUCUUCCGCACUCCAUUGAUGACACAACAGCUGGAACACUUGGUGUCCAUCUUGCCACAUCUUAGUCGAUUGGAACUAGGCCAUCUUGAUUGGGACGUUGAGCAAAUCCGCAUCUUUUUAAUGCGCUAUAAGCAUCUAGAAAUAUUUCGCGUUCUGACGUGGAGAUUCAAUGGAUUGGGAGCAGCCGUAGCGUCUUCGAUUCUAUGGGGAAGUUCCCGAAACGUUCGCUGUCUCAAUCACACCUUACAACUUGAGUUUCCUGGGCGAGUCAUCCAGCUAGAUGGACACUUUACAAACACGGCCCCUUUUCAACGCGGCAUUCCCCAAUUCUUGUUGGCCGAGUAUGGCGAGCUGUCGCCUCUGCUAGAUAUUGCACGUAUCGGCCGGAACUAAUCGGACGAACGUUCUUCCUGUUAUUUCCUAGUCAUUCCAAAAUUAUUUUGAAUUGUUCGCUUAUUAGUAAUUUAUUUUUCGGCUCUUCUAUUUCGAUAUUAUUUUGUUUUUUGUUCUUGAUGAUCUUCGUUGUAGUUACCAACAUUUACAUUCUGUUCAAUACAAAUCUUAACCCCAAAAAGCUGUUACCUUAGACGGGUUGGAGAAUACCACGUCCAUUUCCUUUUUUAUUCUUGCUGACAUCGAGGCUAUUUGAAAAUGUUUUUCCUUUCUGCUAUCCACUGUUUCACACACAUUUUCACUCAUAUACACAAUCAACUCUUUUUCACACAUUAAUAUUAUGAUCAAACAAGAAAGAAAGGAGGAGACAAUUUUUCGAGGGAAAAUACUGUACAAAUCAUGGAGGAUGUAAAAUGAAAAUGGGAGGGAACUAUAACGGAUUAUGUAUGUCGUAAACUAUCUUCACAAGAACACGGGUCAUUUCUGCUGCCCAUCAGAGCUUAACAAAUCUUUGUCAAUAGCUGAUUUCGAUCAUCUUAGCUCGUCUUUUACGACCCCAAUGGAGAAAAAAUGAUGACCUGAAAUAGGGAUAUGACCCAGUAUGCUGCUACGUGUCGAGAUUACGAACACCAUCUCAAAUAUCUGCUGUUUGUUAAGGUUGUUGUUUGGUUUUGUCAGAAAAUUUUGGAGGCAUGAAAAUACAUUCUCUAGAAGAAGGACGGGGAGAGAAGCAACAAUAAAAUGGAUUAGUUAUCAAGAACAUGACAUUUCUUAAACAUUUGAAACAGGUCUAACAAAUAAGAGAACGUGAUGGAACGUUUGGCAGCAGCUGUUAGCAGCAACAACAAAAAAAUCCACUCGAAUUUCUUUCUUUUCUUCUCUCUGACCGAGAAAGGUCCAGCUAUUAUCUGCUUGUUGAUUUUUGUUCUUGUGGUUUUGCUAUUCACAAAUCAUGAAUUUUUUUUUAUCGUGGGGAGAGAAAAUACAUAGAAAAGAA
Molecule: messenger RNA, 2840 nt
Organism: Daphnia magna
Lineage: Eukaryota; Metazoa; Arthropoda; Branchiopoda; Diplostraca; Daphniidae
Exons: 3
Coding region: 236-1843 (535 amino acids)
Biological process (GO): SCF-dependent proteasomal ubiquitin-dependent protein catabolic process
Cellular component (GO): SCF ubiquitin ligase complex
Source: RefSeq, a predicted model, not a curated record